GCACUACUUUUCCUUCUUCUUCUUCUUCUUCGUAUAUAGACACAGAGAUGGAGGAGGUGCAGAUAUAAAAGAUUGGAGUCGUUGGUUAGUAGAAACGAGCACGAACCGGAUAAGCUCGCCAUCGCCCGCCAUUAAUGGCCUCCCCCUCUCCCACUCUACCCCGCCGAAGCAAGAGGGAUCGCGAGAAGGGAAACCCUACUAACUCCCCAUCGAUUCGAGCUGCUGCCCUUUCCACAAAUAUUGGAACGUAAUCUUCCAUUUCAUGGUUGAAUCCGCUGUCGGUGGCCCUUGUGGGGCGAUCUCAUCUCCCAUUUUCGGCCUUGGAUCGGUCUGAGGACUGCGGGAUUUUAACGCGGGAGGGGUUUUGGAUCGGUCCGUACGGGAGAGGAGGCAUUUUUAGGCCAGAUCCGGCGGUUCCCCUCAUCGAUCCGGCCGCGGCUUGGCCUUUUGAGAUGGAUCUCGACCGCUAGUUCCUUGCGGUGCUUUGUGUCGAGGGUUAUUCGAUGGGGAGCUGCUGGAGUUCGCGGGUCAAGGCGGAGAGCCCGUUCAAUAGUGCUUCCGCUUCUGAGGUGAAUUGCAGGAGUGUCAGCAGAGAUAGAAAUGGAUCGAGUGGCUCUAGCAGCCGAUCUUCAGCUUCUGUGCCUCUGACCCCUCGGACCGAGGUUGACAUCUUGCAGUCUUCCAACUUGAAGAGCUUCAGCUUCAGCGAGCUCAGAGCAGCUACAAGGAACUUCCGCCCGGACAGCGUGGUUGGAGAGGGAGGCUUUGGUUCUGUGUUCAAGGGAUGGAUCGAUGAACGCACCCUUACAGCAUCCAAACCUGGUUCUGGAAUUGUUGUCGCUGUCAAGAGGCUCAACCAGGAAGGUCUACAGGGUCAUAAAGAGUGGCUGGCAGAAAUCAAUUACUUGGGUCAGUUGCGCCACCCCAAUCUCGUAAAACUGAUAGGAUACUGCCUGGAAGAUGAUCAUCGGUUGUUGGUCUAUGAGUUCAUGCCUCGCGGAAGUCUAGAGAAUCAUCUUUUCAGAAGGGGCUCGUAUUUCCAACCACUCUCCUGGAACCUCCGGAUGAAGGCUGCACUUGGAGCUGCAAAAGGACUAGCUUAUCUUCAUAGCGACGAAGCCAAAGUCAUAUAUCGUGAUUUUAAGGCUUCAAACAUUUUACUUGAUACAAAUUACAACGCAAAACUCUCUGAUUUUGGCUUGGCAAAAGAUGGCCCUACAGGUGAUAAGAGCCAUGUAUCCACUAGGGUAAUGGGAACAUAUGGGUAUGCAGCCCCAGAGUACCUCGCGACGGGCCAUCUGACUGCCAAGAGUGAUGUGUAUAGCUUUGGCGUCGUUCUUCUCGAAAUGCUAUCAGGGCGACGUGCCGUCGACAAGAACCGCCCACAUGGGGAACACAAUCUGGUCGAGUGGGCACGGCCUUAUCUCACACACAAGCGCAAGAUAUUUCGUAUAAUAGAUAAUCGACUCGAAGGCCAGUACUCACUCGAUGGAGCGCAGAAGGUCGCAUCGCUUGCACAGAACUGCCUAUCCAUGGACGCAAAGUUCAGACCUUCCAUGGACCAGAUGGUAUCCACACUACAACAGCUUCAAGAUACAAAGCAAACAGGAACACCACCGUCGGCAGAAGAGAAGGUGAGAGCCCGAAGCGUCGGUAGCGGCGGCGACACCAGAGUGAGCUUGAAAGAUUUUCGAGGAGAUGGAAGCUUGAAGGUCACCUAUCCAAGACCAUCUGCGUCCCCUCUUUAUCUAUAGCAAGAAUUGGUUGUUAUUUGAUUGAUCUCAAUAUGGCCCUAACAGGUGAUGCCAUGGAGAACCCUAGUAACGAGAGCUUUGUAAUGUCACACUUUAUGGUGUGGUAGGUGUAAAGCUUGUUCCUUCUGUGUCUAAAUUAUUAAGAAGUGGCAAGCUUCAUCAAAGCUACAGGUUGAGACAUCAACAGGAUCAGAAUAUAACAUUUUCUC
Molecule: messenger RNA, 1963 nt
Organism: Musa acuminata subsp. malaccensis (wild Malaysian banana)
Lineage: Eukaryota; Viridiplantae; Streptophyta; Magnoliopsida; Zingiberales; Musaceae
Product: receptor-like cytoplasmic kinase 176
Biological process (GO): protein phosphorylation
Molecular function (GO): protein kinase activity; ATP binding
Source: RefSeq, a predicted model, not a curated record